CCCCCGCUCGCCCCGGGCUCCUUCUGCUCAGCUGGGGGCUGCGUGAAGACCUAGAUGGUGUCCGCUGCCGCCGCCCCCGUCGCCUGUGACCCGCCGAGGCCUGGAGAGUCCCAGGCGAGGGUCGCCGGGAGUUCGGAGAUGAACUCAGUGGCCUUUGACGAUGUGGCUAUAAACUUCACCCAGGAGGAGUGGGCUUUGCUGGAUCCUUCCCAGAAGAAUCUCUACACGGAUGUGAUGCAGGAAGUCUUUAGGAACCUGACUUCUAUAGGAAACAAGUGGGAAGACCAGAACAUUGAAGAUAGGGACAAGAUUCUUCAGAGAAAUCUAAGACACAUCAUAACUGACUCUGAACCCAACCCAUGUGAGAGUGAAGAAUAUCCAGAGAAGCCAUGUAAAGUUAUACAGCACAGGAACUCCCUCGCUUCUCUCACAAGUGUUCAAAGACACAUGAUAAUGGACCCUGGAAGUGGACCAUAUAAAUGUAUGAUCAUAGUGAAAUAAAACUAGAGGCUGACAGGAAGAGGAACCACAGAAGAUUUACAAAUACAUGAAGAUUGAAUGAUAAUCAGAUAUUCAAAUGGGUCACUGAAAAAAUCAGGGAAGAAGUUAAAAAUAUUCAUAGAAUCUGAGCUGGGGAGCUGGAGCAGUGGAGAAAGUUCUUGCCAUGCAAUCAUGAAUACCCGAGUUCAGGUCCCCAUACUCGACAUAAACGCCAGAAGCUAUAGUGGGCUUCUGUCAUCCCAUUGUGCCUAUAGUCAGAAGGAAGGCAAAGACAGUAGAAUGACCUGGAUGUUUGAAAACAGUGGUGAAAAAGAGACACUGCCUCAAACAUGCUGGGAAGCAAGAACUGACCUGAAAGUUGUCCACUGAUAUCCACACACUCGGCUGUGGUAUGACACUGAUAUCCACACACACGGCUGUGGUCUGACAUACUUGCACUCACGUACACAUACAUACCAAGUAAAUAAAUAUUAAAAUAAUAAUUCCUAGAAUCAAAUUAAAAUGAAAAUACCAGUUUUCAGAAACUGUAGCACAUAGGAAAGAUAGCUAUGAAAGGAAAUUGUAUACUUAUCAAUGCCUGUAUUAAAAAAUCAGAAAAAUAAACAUUUCCCAACGCAUUCUGCAAAGCCGCUGUUACCUUAAUGACCAAACUGGGUAAGGAUACAACAAAUACCUAAGUGGGAUUCCAAGUACCCAGUGCCACUGGAACUGCAAAUCCUGGAGUUGGAAAGUCCUCAGAAGAGCACAAGCAAACACCAGAGGAGGGGCUUGGAAACUUGAAAUUGACUUCCAGUGUACACAACCCUUUCUCCUCAUCCUACCACAAACUGGAUAAAGGGAUUGCUUCCAGGCUGCAGAUAUGGCUCAACCUCCAACAAGGAAAUUCUCCAACAAGGAAUAGCCAGGAAACUUCCCACACCCACAGAUUCCGAGGAAGUUUGCAACCCUGUACUGUGGCCUGGCUUAGUACUUAGUGUCUGAACGAACAGAACUACCUGUUCCAAGCAAGAGAGGAAUUCUCAGCAGAGGAGUCAUCAUUCUAGGAAUUGAAGAAGCCCAGACAGCAGCCACGUAUCAGCCCCCUUAGGUAUUUGUAACCUCAGGUUACUCAUUUGAGCUCAUCGGUUGCUCUUAAGCAUUCCCAGCUAUAAUUUUGCCCCUCGGGUUUGUCUUAGCUGUUUUCCAAAGUUUAUAGAUUAUCUCUUCAUUUUCAGCCAUUAAGUGUUUCUAAAACUUUUUGACAGUGUGUAUGUAUAUGCGUUUGCGUGUAUAGAUUGUAAUUCCUCCCAGUUACAUUUUCUUGUUCCCCCUCCCCUUCCACUGGACCCCCCCCUUUUUUUCCCUCCUCUAUCAUGCAUGACUGAAUGUUGACGGGCCCAAUAUAUUCUGUGUAGGUAACCACAUUGCUUUGAGGUUAAAAUGCCGCAGCCAAGUCAUCCUGGAAGUGUUCCAAAGCACUCCUCCCCCAUUCCUCUGGCCCUUACAUUCUUCGCACCCCUCUUCCUCAGUGUCCCCUGAGCCUCAGAGAGGGUAAUGACAGGUGUCUCAGUACUGAGCACUCAAUACUUUACUGUCGGUAGUCUGAUGAGUUUUGAGUCUCUCCAGGAGGCAUCAGGCAAAUCUUCUAAUGUCCCCUUUGACUAAUUCUUUUACCCAUUUGUAUUUUGGGGUACAUUAUCUGCACAUCUGAGCUUCUCAAAAUUUCCUGUUAUUGAACUCCAGGCUUAGCUAGACAUAAUGGCAAGUGCAUAUUGUCCCAGCUGUGCAGGAAGCCGGGGUGGAAGGAUCCCUUGAACACACAGGCUCGAGACCAACCUGGGCAACAU
Messenger RNA from Jaculus jaculus (lesser Egyptian jerboa), 2327 nucleotides. RefSeq names its product zinc finger protein 709-like. Lineage: Eukaryota; Metazoa; Chordata; Mammalia; Rodentia; Dipodidae. Bases 55 to 501 code for a protein of 148 amino acids. Gene Ontology annotation, molecular function: RNA polymerase II cis-regulatory region sequence-specific DNA binding; DNA-binding transcription factor activity, RNA polymerase II-specific. Gene Ontology annotation, cellular component: nucleus. The transcript has 5 exons. The record is from RefSeq and is a predicted model, not a curated record. Gene Ontology annotation, biological process: regulation of transcription by RNA polymerase II.